GGGAGGCAAAGCGGGCGGCACCGGUACCAGCGGAAUCUGUCUCCCGGGGACACAACGGCGGCGGCAGCAGCAGCAGGAGGAGGAGAGCGGAGAGCGGGGUCCGGGGGGAGACUCGGUCCUGUCAGAGCGAGUGGAUUCUUCCAGAUGGAAGCGACCGGCCAGGUCCGCAAUGGAAGUUGAACACUCUGGUGGAUGACAUUGCUCGUGUUCUGUCGAUCAAACCGAAAUUUGUAGGAAUGAAGCUGUGGGUGUUAUUUGAGGUCGUGUUUUUAGCCCUUUUAUCAGCUGGUUGUCACCUGGCUAUUGCCCAGAAUGCAGGUCAGUGUGGCUCCAUUUCUAUAAACAACUUGAUCGCCAAUGUUGGCUCCAACCACGAAGUAACCUGCAACUUUUGCAGUGCUGCAGAUAAGGUACGAUGGGAAUAUGCUGGGAAAUUACUCCCUAGCACUAAGGUCAACUCCACUGUUAGCAUGAUGUCAUUGCUUAACCUUGGCCUAACCAGCCGAAAAGGAGAAAUUCUGACAUGUACGUCUGAAGCAGAGUCUUACGCCACUUCAGUCCAGACUGGAUAUCCUCCAGAUGUUCCUCGAGAUUUGGACUGUGUAACUCAAAAUUUUGCUGAACUCAUCUGUUCAUGGAAUCCAGGAAGAGACACAAACAUAGAAACUAGCUACAGAGCUUGUUCUGGGAAACCAAAUGCUUGCACUGAAGUGGGAACUAAUAACUUUGUCAAACGUGACUUCUUCAUUUUUGAAGAUUUACUAUUACAGAUAACUGCUACUAAUGCUCUGGGCACACAGACGUCAGAAAUGUUUCGAAGGGCAGAAAGUGACUUUGUGUUUCGACCUUACACACCUGAACUCCUCAGAGUGUUUAAAGGUCCAUCUGACUUCCAGUUGGUGGUGGUGUGGAAUGAAGGUGGUGAGAAAUAUGGCUUUCCUUUAAAACUGAUCUUCCAAAUCCAGAUCUUCCAGACAUACAAAAUGCAAGAGGUCUGGAGGGGGAAUCACAGUAGUACCCUAGACUUCACCCAGAAGAGGAUGCUGCAGAUAACUUGGACAUCAGAUAUGCCCCUCCAGUGCACAGCACACUCUGUGAGAAUCCGCUCCAUUAGCAAUGACGAUGGUGCCUUGUUUGACGGCAUCAAAGCUUGGAGUCACUGGAGCCCACUGUUAACACUUCACGGACUGGACACAUCUAAUCAAACCAAGAGUAAAGUCUAUCCUGUGGAUGGUACUGUUCUGAAAGUGGGAUCCAGCCUGUCAUUUUGUUGCAUAGCUGGUGAAGGGAAAGAAAUUGAUGAUUUAACCUUUGGCAACUUGAAUGCAUCAACUAUUAAAUUAAGUGACAGGAGCCAGGCCAUCAGGAUACAGAAUAUCUCUGCAUCGAUAGAAUCUGGAACAAACGUUGUUUGCGUUGUAAGCUCUGGGUACAUAGGAGCAGUCAUAUAUAUUGGCUAUCCACCUGAUAUACCAAAAAAUCUCAGCUGUGAAAUGCGUGACUUACAAACACUAAACUGUACUUGGGAACCAGGGAGGUUGACUUCAUUAGUUUCAAAGCAUAAGACUAUAUAUCGUCUCAUUGACAGGUCAUCACAGAUCUCUCUUCCAUGUGAGGUAGCUUCAAGGACCUAUCCCAAUUACUGGUGUGGAUUUCCUAUUUCAAAUGGCAGUGGUAUACACAAUAUUUCAAUACAUGCAAAGAACCCAUUGGGGGAAACGCAGUCCCAUAUCAUAGUGGAUGUGGCCCGUGUGUUUCACCCUUUUGCUCCUCACCAGCUGAGGCAAGAAACCAAAACAUCAAACACUGUCACCAUGUCCUGGUUAGAUCAAGUAAACUACAGGAGCGUUGGGCUGCUUUGUGAGGUGGUGAUCAGAGAUGAUUCGGGGAGAAGCAUAUCACAUAACUACUCUGUGACUGGAGGACCAAAGGAUGCACGGCACACAGUAAUAUUGAACAAUUUAAGACCCUAUACAGGAUAUUCCAUUAGGGCUCGUUAUUCUUCACAGCAUUUCUGGAAGUGGAGUAAAUGGAGCAAUUUUCUAAAUUUCACAACUGAGCAAGCUGCUCCAUCAGCCAGCCUGAAUGUCUGGAGAAGGAUUACGCCAGACAGAAUUGUGACUCUUUACUGGAAGCCACUUUCAGCUGCUGAUGCGAAUGGUCCAGUUAUAUCCUAUAAUAUAACUUGGACAAAGGUGGGAAGCAAUUUGUCAAGUUCCAUUGAGACGUCUAUGUUGAAUGUAGAGAAACAGCUUGAUCAAGCUGGCUACAUUAUUACUGUUGUAGCACAAAACAUUGCCGGGACAUCACCUCCCUCUGUGAUUAGGAUCCUUCCACACUCGGGUGAUGAAAAUUUGGACUACGUCAAAGUCAGUGGGGUAGGGGACGGAUUCAACUUGACUUGGCAGAGGAACCAUGCCAAGAGCUGUGGAUACACUGUGCAGUGGUGUCCAUUUCUGGGUGACUCCAUGUGUAAUAUAAACUGGCAGAAAUUUCCUUCAAAUGUAACAAACGUUGCAUUAAAAUCAGAUACUUUUCAGGCUGGAGUACGGUAUAACCUCGAGGUGUACGAGUGCAGGAAUAAUGGAGAUUACUUACUGAAGAGGCUGGUUGGCUACACACGAGAACUGGCUCCGUCAGAAGCUCCGAAACUGGAUAUCAAGGGAACCUCUGGAGGUCUGGUACAAAUCGAAUGGAAUGACAUCCCUUUGGUCAAGCAACGAGGAUUCAUUAAGGGGUUCAAGAUUUAUUACAGUAAACUAAACAAUUAUUCAGCACCUCUCAAGCCCAUAGGAACACGUAGGCAGAAUACAGAUAUUUCACCGCCAAAGAUCAUAAACAGCUCCAAUGCACGGACGUUUCAGAUCACAGGCCUUGAUCCUGGGACGACGUAUAGAGUGGAACUGAGUGCCUACACUGGAGGAGGAGAUAGUCCCAAUAGAGUCGUCACUGUGACUACACCAAAUAGCCCCACUGCAGUGAUCCUUGGGAUUACCCUGCCCCUAGUGGGAAUUAUAACACUGGGAGUCAUUCUCAGUAUCUUCUGUUACCGAAAGCAAGAAUGGAUCAAAGAGACGUUUUACCCUGAUAUUCCUGAUCCAAAUAACAGCAAAGUUCUUCAGGAUGGAAAUUUCCUUCAGGGGGUCAACUCAUGCAAAACUCUGGAGCCAAAGGAUUGUACUACCAACGAGGUUCAGGUUGUUGAAGAGAAGCAGAUUGCAGUGGAGACUGAGAAGGAGGUUGAGGAGACCAAGAAGGGUGAAGUUGUUCCUGAGGAUACCUCUGAUACCGAGAGCCAGAAUCAAGCUGUCUUAUCCUACAGUCCGUGCCGCACAUCAGCUGAGUCCUCGGGGAAGACUAACCCAGCAUUUGAGGCAGUGGCUUUGCCAUCUGUCUAUGCCAGUGAAGUAACGUAUACUAGUAUACGGGAUCCUGGGUAUCAGCAACAAGAGGCCUCAGGGGACGGUUCAAUGGAGGACACAACAGAAGUGAUUGUCAAAUCAGGCUAUCAACCUCAGAUCCACAGGGCCACCAGUUCUGCACCAGACAAGGAGCAGACCGAGGUACAGCAGUUAAUGCUUCACACCAAUGGCUAUCAGCCUCAAGCUCACCGCCAAUCCUGGAGCCUAGAUUCUGGAGAUUUUCCACCACCCGAGACUGAAUCCAUUGGCAGCCCAACCUCUAUCAAUUCUCAAGCGUUCCUGAUUCCGGAGAAGAUAUUGGGAGAGGACCACAGCUUUAGACCCAGUGUCAAAAUGUGGUCCCUCCCCUUCUUCCAGAAUUCCAGAAUGUCCUCGGAUUCCAGUAACAGCUGAGGAGAGACAUGGU
Carcharodon carcharias (great white shark) is the source of this 3828-nucleotide messenger RNA. Its product is annotated as leukemia inhibitory factor receptor-like. The record is from RefSeq and is a predicted model, not a curated record. Gene Ontology annotation, biological process: cytokine-mediated signaling pathway. Gene Ontology annotation, molecular function: protein binding; cytokine receptor activity. Gene Ontology annotation, cellular component: external side of plasma membrane. NCBI's taxonomy places the organism in Eukaryota, Metazoa, Chordata, Chondrichthyes, Lamniformes, Lamnidae. The transcript has 21 exons. The coding region runs from base 237 to 3815 and encodes 1192 amino acids.